Molecule: messenger RNA, 898 nt
Organism: Actinia tenebrosa (Australian red waratah sea anemone)
Lineage: Eukaryota; Metazoa; Cnidaria; Anthozoa; Actiniaria; Actiniidae
Source: RefSeq, a predicted model, not a curated record
AUAAGCUUACAUGAGUAAAAGGAGAGAGAGAGAACCGUGCUCUUCAACGUCUUCACAAGAAACUUCACCGAAACCUAAGAAUAUAAAAAUGGCCGACGACGAAGAAGAAGGUGUUCCAACUUUAUCAAUGAUAUAUAAGAAACUAAUGGAAGUCCAGAAUAACACAGAGGAAAUUAUGAAGGAGAAUGCUGGCUUAAAAAAGGAAUUUGAGGAACUUAGGAAAGCCUCUGAAUUUCAAUCCGAAACUAUCAAAGAGUUACAAAAGGAAAAUGUUCAAUUGCGCAAUGAAUUGAAGGAACAAAUCACUAUUUCGGAUACCUUACUAAGCAAUAUAGCAACACUCAACUGCAGGAUAAGUCAGCAAGAUGAACCGUUAGACGAAUUAAAUCAAUAUCAAAGAAAAUAUAACAUUGAGAUUCAAGGGAUACCAGAACGAGACGGAGAAGAUCUGGAAGACAUUGUAGAAGAUAUAGCGAAGGAAAUCAACGUAGAAAUAGAAUCAAACGACAUCGACAUUGUGCACAGACAGAGAUCAAAACAGAAUCCUAAGCCAAUACUAGUUAAAUUUAAGCACUAUGAUAAUAAAAGAAGCAUGUAUGAAGCAAGAAGAAAGCUGAAAAGUUACGAAGGAAGCAGCGAUAAAAUUAAUGGUGCGGAAAAARUCUACAUCAACGAGCAUUUACUGCGGAGAGAAAGAGGCUUUUCGCCGAGGUACGGAAGAGAGCUAAGCAGUAUCACUGGUACAAUGUUUCAACAAAUGAUGGCAAAAUAUUUGUCAAGAAAGAAAAAGGAGGAAGAUCAUACAUGAUUAAGAAACAAGCAGACCUGGAAGGACACUACUAAAACCCAAUAAAAUGGACAUGUAAAGUUAAGUGAAUAUAAGUUAAUGAAUGUUUAA